AAUUUCACUUGCUACAUUUCGCUUUUCGGAUUGGAAUUAUAUGGCGAAACAUUUUUGCGGACUUUUCGCUGUCUGAUUUAGCCACUUUUUGAACUGAUGCGCGGUGCUUUGUUGGAUUAUAAAGCCUUUCGGAGAGUUCAAUCAUGACCAUCUUGGCAAGUUUAUGAUACAGUAAUAGGGCAGCAUGCCUCCUAGAAGCCGGGGAAACUACCCCAAUAGGCGUGCCGGUAGGAAUGGCUUCGCAAAAUUACACAGUCGGAUUAGUCCCGCUCCCGAAGAGGUUCACGAAAUCAUCAGCCUUGAUGAAGAAAGCGAUAACUCUGUUGUGGUGACAGGCAGUAGAGUGAAACCGACGCAGCCUCAAGAACGAAGGCGGGCACCACGCACCACAAAGCCAGCUUCAAGUCCACCAAAAAAUGAUGCGAUGCCAAAUGUUUACCUAGAAAUGCUUCAUGAUGCGUCUGCAUUAAGUCAACAUGAACCAUCUGACCGAGCGUCAAAAAGGCGAAGAGUUGAAUCGCGAUUAGGAGCUGAGUCGCUUGAUUACGAGCCUCAACAUGAUGUUAUUUCCGUGCCCGAAGAUUCGCCUGGCCAUACUACUCGGCCCCCUCCACAAAUUAUCUUCGAUGACGACGAAAGUUCUGAAGAAAGCGACUUUGAUUGGGAAGAGGUUGAUUUGGCCCGGGACACCGCAGCGGAAACUCCCAGUGCAGCUGAAGAAGGCCCAAGCAAGGGCCUUGAUAUUGUCAUUGGCGGCGAGAGAUCUGGUCCAGAGAGAAAGGUUGCUCGGAGGCGGCCCGUUACUGCCUAUGAAAAGAAGGCUCGACUGGACAUUCAUAAAACACAUCUUCUGUGCCUUGUCGCUCAUGCAUGUAUGCGAAGCACUUGGUGCAAUGAUGAUGAGGUGCAGUCGUCACUUCAAGUCUUGCUCUCUAAGAAGACACAAUCCUACCUUGUACCGAAUGCAACUCUAUCACAAUUUCAACGUUCAAGGUCAUUCAUGGAUGGCUUAGCCCAAGCAAGUGAAAUAUGGAGGAACAAGUUUAAUAUCACUGCCCGAGGCCUUAGGAAUGCUGUUUGGGCCGAAAACGAAGAGACGCUCAAGAAUUAUAAAUUGCCGGAGGACACAGAUACACCAAUGGACUUAUCAGAUUUUCGAUCAGCUGCGAAACGAUUACAGGGAUCUCGUGAUAUCGGUGCUCAGCUAUUCUGCGCACUUCUCCGUUCUGUGGGCGUGACGGCAAGGCUAGUAUGCUCACUUCAACCUCUACCUUUCUCCUCCUCGAAAUCCGCCACGGCUCAGCCGUCCACACCAAAUUAUAUAUAUGCCGAUACUGGAAGUUCUGACAGCAGUGGUGAGGAUGACCAUGGAAUUGAUCUGAAUGGGCCAUCUCCAGCCUUUGGCGCUUCGUCGACCGCUCAAGGAGUUGGAGGAGCACCGGUGUUACCGCCUCGAAUAAGACGGAUAGGGCAACCAUUCUUUGGUGAGCCAAGACGGAUGGACAUAGGAAAGCCACCACCAGCUCCUCAACCGAGGAAGAAAUUCCGGGAGUCACCUUUCCCGGUAUAUUGGGUUGAGGUUUUCAAUGAGGCACUGCAAAAAUGGAUACCUGUUGACCCGCUGGUAACAAAGACUAUUGCAAAGCCAUCCAAAUUCGAGCCUCCUGCUAGUGAUAUCGAGAAUACCAUGUCUUAUGUAGUUGGUUUGGAGGCCGAGGGUGAAGUUAAGGAUGUCACGCGCCGCUAUGCUAAAGCUUACAAUGGAAAGACGAGAAAGCUCCGGGUAGAAUCUACCAAAGGUGGCGACAGAUGGUGGUGGAAAGCCUUGAGGAAGUUGAGAAGGGGAUGGGUGUUGGAUCGUGAUCAAGUAGAAGACGGUGAGCUAGCUGCUCGAGAAGCUUCUGAGGAAAUGCCUCGGAAUGUACAGGAUUUCAAAGAUCAUCCAUAUUAUGCUCUCGAACGACACUUGAAACGGAAUGAAGUAAUUUUUCCAAAACGAGAAGUUGGUAAAAUGAGCGUUGGGAGGACAUCCUCGACAGGCCCUGGCAAAGCACUUGAGCCGAUCUAUCGUCGACGGGACGUGAACAUCGUAAAGAGUGCGGACGGAUGGUACAGACUUGGGAGAGAAAUAAAAGCCGGAGAGCAACCUCUCAAAUUCGUAACAGCGCGUCGCAAUCAAGUUCAAUCAUUUGAAGAUGAUGACGACCGUACAGCCCAAGAUGCUGGCGUUGGCCUUUACGCUGAAUUCCAAACGACCCUUUAUGAGCCUCCUCCAAUAGUGAAUGGACGUGUUCCCAAGAAUGCCUUUGGAAACCUUGACGUUUACGUUCCCACCAUGGUACCUAAAGGCGGUUUUCAUAUUGCUGAUAGUGAAGCUGCUCGUGCCGCUAGUAUAGUCGGAGUAGACUAUGCCGAUGCUGUUACCGGUUUCGAGUUCCGUGGCCGUCAAGGAACCGCGGUUGUCCGCGGCAUCAUCGCGCCAGCAGAGUACCAAGAGGCUAUUGAAGCCGUUAUUCAGGGUUUGCGCGAUGAACAAGCCGCAGCCGAAGAAGCUCUAAGAAGCGCCGAAGCUGUUCGUAUGUGGAAGAGAUUUUUGGUUGCGCUUCGAAUCAAGGAGAGAAUCAGCGGUUAUGAUAUUGAAGGCAUGCAAGAAGAAGAAGAUCGUCGAGAUUUAGAAGAUGAGCAAGACGAUGCCGAAGCUGAAGGCGGAGGCUUUUUCAUGGACAGGGAUCAGGUCGAGAUUGCAGAACCAACUGCUCCGCCAUUCAAUGAACAAUUGCAUAUGACUGGCCCUCUGCUGCAGAGCGGCCACGAUGACAAUGCCGAUAAAGGUUCGGCCAAAAUUACAUUGACGCUAGGAGAAGAUUUUCCGGGUUCCUACACCACGCAGCCCGCAGUGGAAUCCGAAUAUGCUGCUGGCGGCGGGUUUUUUGCUGAGGAUGAUGGCGGUGGCGGAGGGUUUCUUUUCGAGGAAAACCUCCCUGCAGACGCAGCUCAUUCAGCGGUCUCGGAGGGGUCUGGUGGCGGUUUCGUCCCGCAGGGAGAAGGCGUCAAUAAUUCCCUUGAUUAUCAUGAGGCCAACCCGAAACCUGGCGACGCAAACAUUUAUGAGCCUCAAAAUAAUUCACAUCUGCUGGCAGAGGGUUCGACUAACGAGGCUGAACCGGUUGGCGAGGAAAGCGAUGAGCUCGAAAAAGGCUCGCUACUUUCACAUGAUCCGGAAGAUGAAGAUGCUGAACCAGAGUGGCUCAUCGAUGACUGACAUGGGGAUUGAUAAGGCGUUAUACAUGUUAUCACGAACCGGAAAUAUAUACCUUAGGCACUAUUUUAUUGCACGUAUGGAAGGCGGCGCAUUCAAACAGGGUUUUUGGGUCAAAAGAACAAAUUUAUCGC
Molecule: messenger RNA, 3393 nt
Organism: Xylona heveae TC161
Lineage: Eukaryota; Fungi; Ascomycota; Xylonomycetes; Xylonales; Xylonaceae
Product: Rad4-domain-containing protein
Exons: 7
Coding region: 185-3262 (1025 amino acids)
Biological process (GO): mismatch repair; nucleotide-excision repair
Cellular component (GO): cytoplasm; nucleus; nucleotide-excision repair factor 2 complex
Molecular function (GO): damaged DNA binding; single-stranded DNA binding
Source: RefSeq, a predicted model, not a curated record